UCUCGGGUCUAAAAACUAAUAAUCGACGUUCGAAGAAUUUGUGAGCCAGUAGAAGCGCCGGUCUACUUAAAAAUUCAAUUGGUAAAAUCCACUUUCCCUCCUAACUUUUUCUAAUUUUUUGAAUCUCCCUCUCUUCUCUUCUUCCUCUCCACCAAUCUCUUCGAUUUUCUCUGGUAAAUUACGACGACGACGUAGAUUUAGGGUUUCUUAUUCUGGAGUCUCUUCUAGCUUCUCUCUGUGUGAUAUCUACGUACGGGGUUGAUAGUAUCGUUGAAGAGUAUGAAGCGUAAAAGAGGACAUAAGAAAGGGAAGAAGUCUAAGACUAUCAAUGAACAAGGGAACUUGAACGAGUCAACUGAAAACGCGGAGAAUCAAACCUCUGAGCAUAGUUCUGAAGCUCCUGUUGAGUGUGAGAAUAGUGAACUUGAAUCUAAAAUGGAGGUUGAUGCUCCUUCACCUAUUGCUGGAAGUGUAGAUCUAGCUGAUAAUAUAGCGGCCAAGUCUGUUGCGCGUGUUAAGGUUAAAUUGAAGACUUCGAAAGCACCUGAACCCAAUGAGACAUUGCGUGAUGAUAUCGAUAAGAGUAGUUCUCAAGCGGUGUUAGAAAAACCUGUUGUGCCUGUUGAGAAAAAGGAGGAAUUUGUUCCUCGUUUGCCUGAGAGGAAGCCGGUGUUUCUGAAUGUUUACAGGAAAACUAAAGGUAUAAGGAUAAAGUCUUCGAAGGCGGUUGAUGGGUCUAGCUCGGUUACUGAGAAGAGUGCUACUGAUACUGUCAAGGUUCAGGAUGUGGUAGUAGGUCAGAAGGAUACGAAAACGUCUGAGGAGAAUUCUCAAGCUAGUAAGAAAGAGGCGGAAAUUGCAACGAUUUCUUUGCAGAAAGAGGAGAAGAAGACUGAUCAAAAUUUACGAUACAAUAAGCAAGAACUGGAAGAUUCUCUUAUUGUGAUCAAGAAGAUUAUGAAGAUGGAGGCUGCUGAUCCUUUUAAUGUUCCUGUCAAUCCAGAAGCUCUUGGAAUUCCUGACUAUUUCGAUAUUAUCAAGACACCUAUGGAUUUUGGAACAAUAUGCAACAAUUUUGAGAAAGGCAACAAGUAUAUGAAUUCUGAGGAUGUUUACAAGGAUGUCAACUACAUUUGGAAUAACUGUUCCAAGUACAAUAAGAAAGGUGAUUAUAUUGUGGAUCUGAUGAAGCGAGUGAAGAAAAAUUUCAUGAAGUACUGGACUUCAGCAGGGUUGUAUACUGAGCAAUCAGCAGCAGAAAAUACAGAAGAUGGUGGAAAGGCAUCCACAAAGCAGAAGAGUCAUAAACGCCAUGGAAGGCACCACAAGAGUGAUUGCAUGUGUGCGAUAUGUGUUUUGAAGCGUCGUAAAAGAGAACGUGAACGAGAUUCUGGAGCUCAAGAGGAGUCUUCACCUGCGGGAAGUCCGUCUGUGGAUAAUUCAUCAGUAAACAUGGGUGAGGACAUGGAUAUUGAUGUUGACAAGAAACCUGAACAAGAAAAAACAGAAAUCGUGGAACUAGAUAGUCCGGUGUCAAAAACACAAAGAGUGAUUGAAAACAAACAAGAGGUGGAGGAAGAGGAAAACGUCGAAGUGGAGAGUGAAAAUAAAACCAAAGCUAAUGUAGAGGACAAGACUCAGUCGAUUGAUAGAUCAAUGGAAGAGACUGGCGAUGAGCCUGUGAAUAGUGCUGCAGAGAAAUUGGUUGUUUUAGCUUCCCUUGAAGGUCCAAAAUCGACUCAGAAUGAGGAAGAAGAGAAGGAAAAACGACUUCAAGAGCAAAAGAAACGGCUGGAGUUAGAGCGUAAAGAAUGGAGAAUGAAGAUGCAAGAAAAGUUCCAAGUCAGAAACCCGCAGCUUCUAAGUCUCUGUGAAACUCUCUUCCCUAAUGACAACAACCACAAUUCCGUAUGGAACGGACCUCACUCACUGUUUAGACGUCGCGGAGGUUCAAAUCGUAGUAGUGCUUUACACAAAGCAGUUGAGUCACUGAUGAAGUAGUAAGGAUUCAAAAUGUAACAUAAGUGUUUAGCUAUUCGUUUUACCUGUUUGUUACACUCAACACCAAUCACAAUAAGCAUCUUUGUCAAUGAAAACAGAUCAUAUAGCUGUUGAUGAAUUUUCCAAAAAAUAGCGAAUGUUAUUUGAAUUCCAGAAAUUGGGAAUGUAAAAGGUUUUCUGUUACAAGAGUGAGC
Molecule: messenger RNA, 2195 nt
Organism: Arabidopsis thaliana (thale cress)
Lineage: Eukaryota; Viridiplantae; Streptophyta; Magnoliopsida; Brassicales; Brassicaceae
Product: DNA-binding bromodomain-containing protein
Exons: 8
Coding region: 280-2001 (573 amino acids)
Source: RefSeq, marked reviewed